AUGGAAGGCGUGACCCACGACGAGAAUAGUAACUUUUGGAGCAAGGAUGGUGAUCAAUUCCCAAAGGGUUUAAGGGUUCUCUUGGUUGACGACAACGUCACCUGUCUCCACCUUCUGGAGAAGAUGCUUCGAGAUUGUUCGUACCGAGUGACAAAGUGUGAGCGAGGAGAGGAUGCACUGUCAAUGAUUCGUGAGAAUAAGGGCAGGUUCGACAUUGUCCUAACGGAUGUUCACAUGCCUGGCAUGGAUGGCUUUCAGCUUCUCGCCAAGAUCGCUGCCAUGGGGAUAACCUUGCCUGUAGUCAUGUUUUCAAGCGACGCUGAAAAGGACACUGUCGUGAAAGGAGUAAACAGCGGCGCUUGCAAUUAUCUAGUGAAGCCCAUUCAAGUCAGCACUCUCAAGAUUCUAUGGCAACAUGUGCUUCGGAGCAACCCAUCCUCAAGCAACAAUUCUACUAAAGAAUUUGAGACGUCGCACCUUCUGACCACAUCUUCAUCUGACGAUAGUCAUACUCGGGCAGAGAACGAGGAAGUGAAUUCUAAAAGCUUGAAAAAGGGCAGCGAAGAUGAAGCCAAUCAUGGCAAGAACAAAGUGGGGGCGAAGAAGCCCCGCGUUGUAUGGACAUCUGAGCUCAACAGGACGUUUGUUAUGGCCGUCAAUAGUCUUGGAAACCAUGAUGUCAAACCCAAGAAGAUAUUGCAAAUUAUGAGGAAAAUGACGAGUGUCCCACAUCUCACUAGGCAAAACGUCUCCAGCCACCUUCAGAAAUACCGCACGAACUCCAAGAAGAUAGGUGAAGCCUCGGAGCAUCAAAAUGCAACUUCUUCUCUCAUUAACGGCCCUGGCUUCACCAAUCCGACUCCUUCCCCUCCACCAUCAAUAGGGUGCGGCGGUAUCCAAAAAUAUGCUGCUGCAGCUCAAUAUCCGUCGCAGGCUAUGAGUAUCGCCCCUCAACAGCACUGCACAGGCUGCAGCUCAAGGAUGCCUAAUCCUGUCGAGUUCCCACAUCAUAACGCGCUCCCAAGGUACCAAAUGGGGCUCCAAUCACAACCGCUUGCGCCGUUGCAGCAACCACACCUGCCUCUCCAGAACUACGGUCGCCAACAGCAAGUGAAUGAAUCAGUUCAAUGCCUGCCAUAUGCUCCUGCACCAUCCGUUGGGUUCGCCCCACCAAUGAAUAACGCACCCCCAGUUCUUCCUAAACAAAGUGACAACUCGCUCAUCAUGCAGAUGUCCCAUACACCUACAUAUAUGCAAAUCCCGGAUGCAGCUGCACAUCCAAGACACUAUCUUUCCGCCACUACUCACCAUCAUCCAUUGCAUAGCCAGAUUCCAACACAUGCCAUUCAAAGCCUUAAUUCAAGUACUCCCAAUCAUGCCUCUGAGCAGGGUCCGCUUGUAGCCCUCAGCACCAUCGGAGUGAAUGAAUCUUACGGCAGCAAUAUCGCCCCAGUCAAAGGAGAGUUCAGCUACCAGAAUAACCAUAAUCCCGUUGUUGAGGACCGCCAAGUAUCUGGUAACGAGGCUAUGUUCACAGAUAUGCUUGAUACGAAUUUCCUUGAUGAUCUUGGGUUCCUCGAGGAACUUGGGCUUGGGGAAGACGCUCCUUUUCUCGACAGCAACAUCCAGGACAACGGUGCCAUGUAG
Molecule: messenger RNA, 1647 nt
Organism: Eucalyptus grandis
Lineage: Eukaryota; Viridiplantae; Streptophyta; Magnoliopsida; Myrtales; Myrtaceae
Product: two-component response regulator ARR2-like
Exons: 6
Coding region: 1-1647 (548 amino acids)
Biological process (GO): phosphorelay signal transduction system; cytokinin-activated signaling pathway
Molecular function (GO): DNA binding
Source: RefSeq, a predicted model, not a curated record